Messenger RNA from Chrysoperla carnea, 942 nucleotides. RefSeq lists its product as uncharacterized. The transcript is spliced from 5 exons. Bases 1 to 942 code for a protein of 313 amino acids. NCBI's taxonomy places the organism in Eukaryota, Metazoa, Arthropoda, Insecta, Neuroptera, Chrysopidae. The record is from RefSeq and is a predicted model, not a curated record.
AUGACAUGUGACAAGAGUACGUUACCAGAGGAAGGUCCACGAAUAACAGGUGGGCGCCCACGCUAUCAAAUUGGUGAUACAGUUCGCAUUAAUUGUACAUCAGGUCGAUCUAAACCAGCAGCUCAAUUAAGUUGGUUUAUUAAUGGUGAACCGGCUGAUCAAAAUUUCCAGAAAGGUCCGUACACGAUAAUCACUGGACGUGAAGGCUUAGAAACAUCAAUAUUAAGUUUAGAAUUUCCAGUUCGUCAAAAAUAUUUUAAACGUGGCGACAUGAAAUUAAAAUGCCUAGCAACAAUUGCAACAUUAUACUGGAAAACAAAUGAAGAAAGUGUUGAAGGUGAUCGACCUUUAAAAGCACCUGUUCGUGAAAUUGUUCAAGCCCCAGCUAAUUCACGAGCUGAUCGUGUUCAAGCAUCAAGUAGUGGUGGAUGUAUGUUAACAUAUUCAACAACAACGAUGGUGCUACCCUCAUUCGUGUCCCUAGUGGCUGUCUGUGGCAUUAUAACACUAAUUCAAACACAUUCAACAAUGAUAUCAACCAUAUUUACUAACAUUUUAAUUAAUAUGGCUGCAAUAGAGCAAUUCAAUUUGACAAAUACAACUAUUGUUGUUGGUGAAGAUGUUGACUUACUUGUAUUACUCACUGCUCGAACGCCAACUGAAAAAACUAUUUUUUUCUUAAAACCAGGAAAAGCUCAGCAUCAAUCAGAUAUAUAUUCAUCAAAAAGUUUAUUUACUUUUGUAAAGUGUAAAGAUCAUGUACUAUUUUUACACGCAAUAACUGGCUGUGAUACGACAUCUGCAUUUUACAGGAGGGGUAAAACAGCAGUUUUCAAAAUGUUUGAAAAACAAGACUUAAUUCAAUGUGCUGAAGUUUUUAAAAAAAGUGAUUUAACUCAACAAGAAGUUCUUCUUUCUUCUUUCUAUGUACGGAGCUCCUAA